Messenger RNA from Venturia canescens, 922 nucleotides. Its product is annotated as dTTP/UTP pyrophosphatase. Gene Ontology annotation, molecular function: nucleoside triphosphate diphosphatase activity. NCBI's taxonomy places the organism in Eukaryota, Metazoa, Arthropoda, Insecta, Hymenoptera, Ichneumonidae. The record is from RefSeq and is a predicted model, not a curated record. Bases 140 to 745 code for a protein of 201 amino acids. The transcript has 4 exons.
AGUACCGCAACCGCAGUACGAUACGAUACGGUCACGGUCAACACGUGCCACUAUCAACGUGUAAAUGUGCAAGACGUGAAAUUGCGGGUGCACUGAAUAGAAAUUCUAAUUUUAUAUAAUAUGUUGGAACCAACGACACAUGCUCUUCUCAAAGGGCGAGUUAUUCUGGCUAGUUCUUCACCGAGACGACAGGAAAUCAUUCGAAAUUUGGUUAAUAGGAAUCAAUGCUGAGUGUAUACCGUCGAGUUAUGACGAGAAUCUCGACAGAAACAAAUAUUCAAACCAUGGCGAAUACGUUCAAGAUUUGGCUUAUUACAAAGUGCAGGAAGUGUGGGAACGUGUUCAGAAAGAUGAACCACCUCCAGUACUCGUAAUUGGAGCUGACACGGUCGUUACAAUGGACGAUAAAAUAUAUGGAAAACCAAAAGACGAGUCGGAUGCAUUUCGCAUUCUUUCUUGUUUAGCCAAAAAAAAUCAUACGGUUUACACUGGAGUAUGUUUGAAAACUCCCAAAUCGGAAAUAAAAUUUUAUGAGAGUACAACAGUCCAGUUUGGUGAUAUAUCCGAGGAACAAAUUAAAGCUUAUAUCAAAACUGGAGAACCUUUGGACAAGGCAGGGGGUUAUGGAAUUCAAGGCGUGGGUGGAUGUCUGAUUGAAAAAAUUGAUGGAGAUUAUUACACCGUGAUGGGAAUGCCACUCUACUCGUUGAUUAGGCAUUUGAACAAGCUGUUUUCUAGCAAAUAGAAAAAAAUUUCAUUCCAUUGAUAUUUCAUACGAUUGAGCUUCGCCAAAUGUAAUGUACAAAGGUGAUGAUAAAAAUAUGAAUCGAAUCACACAAGAGAAAGACUUUGGGCUGGAGUCCUUCCACAAAAAAAAAAUAUUUAAUUUAUAACGAUCGAUAAUAAAACGCAGUGGCAUUAA